AUGAAUCGAGAACUAAGACGCUGCUGCAUAGUGGGUGGAAAUGCAGUUUCUGCCUUCUUGUCAUGGCGGCUGCAGGCCACCAACGCCUGUGAUGUGACUCUGGUCUGGAAAGCGAAUUACCAGACUGUGGCCCAAUACGGAGUCUCCUUCAAAUCUUCACUGUACGGAAAUGAAAGAUUUAAGCCCCGAUACGUCGUCCAAAGCCCUGAAGAGGCAGCGAACCAGCAGGCAGCCUUCGACUACGUCCUUCUCUGCGUCAAAGCCCUACCCGACGUCUACAAUUUAGCAGAUAUAAUCCAAUCGGUCGUCACUCCUCAGCAUACCUGUAUUCUUGUGAACACGACAAACACACUGGGAGUGGAACAACAACUUGAAGAACGAUUUCCCACAAAUGUGGUCUUGUCCCUCGUUUCUGGCGCCGAUUUAACCCAACUGGGGUCGAGCGAAUUUGAACACACCGGUUCCACGGAGAUCUGGGUUGGGCCGGCAAGCAAGAAUGCCACGAUACCAGAGUCGAUUCAGAGGGACAUGUCGGAAGCCCUGGCCAUGACCUUGACCACUGCCCAGGUUGACUGCAAGGUGUCUACAAAUAUUAAACAGCAGCAGUUUGAGAGGAUGAUCGGGCCCAUUGCAUUCCAUCCGACAAGCGUGCUUUUCGAAACACCAAGUCUCUCGGACCUGAUUCGUUUGCCCGGUGUGCAUGACCUGAUAUCCGAUAUUAUUGAAGAGUUGGUACAGAUCGCCCAUGCACAAGAUUGCAAGUUUCCGAGCAACUUCAAGGAAACGACAAUCCAGUCGAUGAUCGGGUCAAGUCAAGAUCCCAGUACAAUGUACCAGGACUUCACAGCCCGCCGUCCCAUGGAGGUCGAGACCUAUCUUGGCUCUCCGGUCGAACUAGCCAAAAAGGCAAGUAUCAAGGUGCCCCGACUCGAGACCCUGUACACGAUGCUACGUCAUGUCAACACUGUCAAUAAGGACCGUCCUGUCGCUUCUACUACCAUGCCACAAUCGCCAUCCGUAAUGCAACCUCCUCCCAGAACGAUGUCUCUCGCAAAUGCUCCCCCUCGACAUCCGAACGCACCCGUCAAUGGAGCUCCCAGGCCGAUGCGCGGUCCCAACAUGGGACCACCCAUGGGACCACCUGGAAGACGCGGUCCUCCUCCCAUCAACGGCUUCCGCGGGCCGCCAAGCAGUUACCCGCCCCGGGGACCUAGUCAGAUGCAGCGUCGGCCAUCCUACGACGAGACGAACCUGGAUGAAUUUAGUCAUGUUGUCCUUUACGACGAACUGCCCGACGGCGAUGUGGCCGCCAAUUUCCCUGACAAUGCCGGCCCUCCCGCAGCAUCAAUGCGCGAACGAGAACUGAUGCUACGAGAGAAGGAGCUGCACCUGAAACAACAGGAGAUGGCAAUCAGAAAUCGCUCGGGCCGAAGAACGUCGCACAACCGUCAUCAGGAUUUUGAUGAUGACGAUGAUGACGACGAUUAUUUUGAUCCAAUGCAAGCACGUGGUCCUCCAAUGCCCCCCAUCGACCCGGACAAUUUUGACAUGAUGAGCGUUACUUCAAGGCGGACUAAACGGACAACCAGCCAGAAUCAAUUGCGGAAAGAUGUCUUUGUAAAUGGGAACGGCAUGCGCCCCGGAUCUUAUGGCCGACCCAACCCAAACAGGCAUCGGACCAGUGCCCAGCUUAUGUCUGAUAUGCCCAUACUUGGAGAAAAUAUCCUUGACAACCCGAUGAUGGGCUUUUCAUCCAACCGGUACGGAUCUGUGGAUCGCAAGGAAAUGGCGGAUGAGUCACGUGCAAAUUCCCUAACAGCAAGCCGGCUUCAAGAACUGGGACCGAAUGGAGGACCAUAUCCCGGUCCGCCUAGUAGGCGGACAAGUCGAUCUCCAGGCAAUCCGUUCGGGCCGGCUGGACGAGGCCCCAACCGACCGUCACCUCCCAACGAUCCUUAUAUGCAACCAGGACAACGCAAUGGUCGACCGUCCCCACCGGGAGGGAUACCUGCACCAGUACCCAGAUACCCUCCAGGUCAAGGCAGCAUGAUACCUCCACAUCAAAUUGAUCAGGCCGGGGUGAGCAAACCAUUCCCACCAAAACCACCUGUGAAAAGUCUGACUGGGAGUGCCAGUGCUAGCGCUGGAAGUGGGGAUAGCGGAAGUGCCAAUAUCGACUCGGAGCCAUCGGCUCAUAGCAGCACCAGCAGCUUCGCACCUCGGCAGAUCUUGAGCAUCCGUUGA
This is a messenger RNA of Cladophialophora psammophila CBS 110553, 2244 nucleotides long. RefSeq lists its product as uncharacterized. Gene Ontology annotation, cellular component: cytoplasm. The record is from RefSeq and is a predicted model, not a curated record. The transcript has 4 exons. Gene Ontology annotation, molecular function: oxidoreductase activity. Lineage: Eukaryota; Fungi; Ascomycota; Eurotiomycetes; Chaetothyriales; Herpotrichiellaceae. The coding region runs from base 1 to 2244 and encodes 747 amino acids.